This is a messenger RNA of Oncorhynchus keta (chum salmon), 9700 nucleotides long. RefSeq names its product versican b (gene vcanb). Gene Ontology annotation, biological process: cell adhesion. The transcript is spliced from 25 exons. Gene Ontology annotation, molecular function: calcium ion binding; hyaluronic acid binding. NCBI's taxonomy places the organism in Eukaryota, Metazoa, Chordata, Actinopteri, Salmoniformes, Salmonidae. Bases 208 to 7803 code for a protein of 2531 amino acids. The record is from RefSeq and is a predicted model, not a curated record.
CGGGUGUGAGAAGGAUUUGAACUUGCAACGGAGGCAGAGUGGAGGAGACUCCUAGUUGAUGACCGAGCAGACUGCCCUCCAAAGAGAGAGGAAAAGAGAGCGCUAUAACAGCUGGGACCAAAACAUCUGUGCGCUAAUCUACUCUUCUGGACCUUGUUCUGGGACUGGAACCCGGGCUAUUUGGAAAAUAGAUCGAAUACUUACUUGAUGGAUAUCAAGACCCAAGGUUUUGUAGAGAUGUUGCAUCUCAGGCACCUGCUCUGUCUUGUGUUUCUCUGUCGUGCGUUCGCUGAACAAGAUCCAUCAUGGAGGAUGAAGGUAGAGAAGGCUGCCCCGGCUAGUGGCUCUCUGGCUGGCAGGGUGGUGCUACCAUGCCACUUCUCCAUCACCCCCACCACCCACAACCCUAGCACACAGGGCCCAGAGGACCAGCUGAGGAUCAAGUGGACAAAGCUGGAGGAAGAUGGGGAGCGUGUGGUGCUGGUGGCCCAGGGAGGAGUGAUCAAGGUGGAGCAGGAGUACAAGGGCAGGGUGUCGGUGCCCAACCACCCACAGGCAUUAGGCGACGCCUCGCUGAUCGUUGCCAGCCUGAGGGCUAGCGAUGCUGGGCUGUACCGCUGCGAGGUCAUGCAUGAGAUGGAGGACACCCAGGAUACUGUUCAUCUCAAUGUCAGCGGUGUGGUGUUCCACUACAGGUCUGCUUCUAGCCGCUAUACCUUUUCCUUUCCCGGGGCCGUUGGCGCGUGCCGCGCGGCCGGGGCAACCAUCGCUACGGCCAAACAGCUGACUGCCGCCUUCGAGGACGGACUGGACCAGUGUGACGCCGGCUGGGUGGCCGACCAGACAGUCAGAUACCCAAUCACGAAGCCCCGUCCUGGUUGCAUGGGCGAUAUGAUGCACAGGCCUGGGAUCAGGACGUAUGGGCUCAGAGACCCUAAAGAGACCUACGACGUCUACUGUUACGCAGACAAACUACACGGUGAGGUGUUCUAUGCUCCUAUCCGUUACAAGCUGACCCUUCGCCAGGCUAAGCGUGCGUGCGAGACCCAGGGGGCGGUGCUCGCCUCCCCUGGCAACCUGUUCGCCGCGUGGCGCGGAGGCCUGGAUCGCUGUGACUACGGCUGGCUGUCAGACGGGAGCGCCCGCUACCCCAUCUCGGUCCCCAGGCCCCAGUGUGGAGGAGGGCUGCUGGGGGUCCGGACUCUGUACCGAUUCCCCAACCAGACUGGCUUCCCCAAACCUAUUGACAGACAUGGAGCGUUCUGCUUCAAGGGUAAGGAACCAGAGAUCCCCCCUCCUGGGCCUGUGACGACCACGGAUGCUCGCAGGACAGACACGGCCACAGACGAACCUCGCACUACCUACCGCGCAGGCGGACCAAACCUUACAGGCUCAACUCCCGCAGACAGAGCUGACCGCACAGCUGCAGACAAACCACACCAAACAACUGGCCAAGACAGAAGUGAGCAUACAGGUGGACCACACGAGACCGCUUAUACAGGCACAGUCCGACAUUACACUGCCACUGACGGAACACACACCGCCAAAGACGAGCAUCGCACCACUGACCGCGAGACGACAGGCAAAGACAGAACUACCCAGGGAGGAGACAGAACGACAGACCAAAAGACAGACUUCUCUGUUGGUACCACUCAGUUCCCUGAGUACGAUGGGGAGGACUUUGUCCCAGACCUAACCAAGGUAGAGUCAUUGCCCCCCAUGGGUGAUCCCCUGUUCCCCCUGCAGCUGCCCCCUCUCCCCACCAUCCGCUCCCAGCCCACCCGCCCCCAACUAGACAUCAACCAGGGGGGAGACAAGGAAGAGGGGGACGUUCAGACAGGCUCAGGCAGGGGGGAGAGCAGUGGGAGUGGGGAGGGGAGCAGUAGUGAUGGGGAGAGUGAGGGGGAUGACCGGGGAGUGAUGACUCCCACACAGGGCUUCACGGCAGACACAGGACUGGGGUCGGACCCCUCACGCCCAGGACAACCAGGGUACCCAGGACAUCCAAAGGGGUAUCCAGGGUUGGUCACCCCAGAGCACGGCCCCUCAGGUGGGGACAGAGUGACAGGACAGCAGCCUGCUGUGGUCUACAAGGAGGAGGAGGGCAAGAGCUCUAGAACAACAACCCACAGCCAACCAGGAGCCACGGAAUCAUACGGCAUGGACAAAUCGGUGGCUAUCCAUGAGGAGGCCUCGCCCACCAAACCACCAAUCCACCUCAUCAUCGUCGACGUGCACGACCGGAACCAAUCAGUGGACCACAUCCUGCAGGUCCUGGGACACCCUUUAGGGGGUAAUGGAGAUUUCCAGUCCCCUCUCAUCCCAGCCUUCCCAGUUACCCAGAGUGAGGCCAUUCGCGGCAGUGAGGACUCUGACGGCAUGCCUCCCAUCCCUUUUCCCCCAAUGCUCAGCUUCAUCAACGGGAAACACCAGCAGGAGGCUAGAGGAGACCAGUUUGAGAUGGCCACACCAGUCUAUGGUGAACUGGGAGGAGAGAUGGAGCAAGGAGAGGAGAAAAGUCCCACUCCCUUUGACUAUGACUCCAUCCAUACCGGAGAGACCAGCGAGUCCACUGCUACAGACACAGACGGAGAUACAAACAGACACACAGCGAAAGACACGGACAGAGGCACAGGCAGAGACAGGACAGGAAAGACGGAGAGCUCCAAUGGAACAACCCCUGAUUCCCAACACACAUCCCCAGUCUCUUCCCCAGUCUCAGCCUCAUCCACUGGUUACCCCCAUACUUCCCCAGAUGGCGUCUCGCCUGACGAGGACAUGGAAGGGUCAGGCGGCCGUACCCAGGAGGGCUCAGCAGAAGACCCCCGACCGACCCCCGCCUCAGACAGCCAAUCAGGCGUGGUCACAGACGAGACGGAGAUUGGAGGGGCGGAGAGUAUCACACACGCCCCGUCUCAUACACACUCUGCUCACACUAAGGACUCAAACACUAUUGAUACUUACACCAAGGACACACACACUCCAUCACACGCACACUCUACUCGCACUAAGGACACAAACACUAUUGAUACUGACACCAAGGACACACACACUCCAUCACACGCACACUCUACUCGCACUAAGGACACAAACACUAUUGAUACUUACACCAAGGACACACACACUACAUCACAGACAGAGGCAGGAGACUUCGAGGGGUCUUCAUCGGCAGAAGAGGAAGGCUCGGCACAGGAGGUGUACCCACCUGAAGACACCAGAUACACUAGCCCCGGCGGUCCUGGAGCCAUCGAAGCUCCCCCGGUGGGGCCUGGGGUGGAGGGACAGGUGACUGUUACACCCAAACCAGAAGUCAGACCAGGAACCAUGCCAACCCAGGCAGGAGAGACUGUAGGAGUCCACCCUGGACAUCACACAGACUCUUCUACACAGCACAGAGACCACUCCCGCCAACCUGCCACACAGGAGAAAGAUCUCUCCACUCAUACUAAAGCUCAGACCAGACACCCCUCUACAGAUGGGAAGGACCAAACCAAUCAGCAUAUCACACACGAUAGCAAUCACUCCACAGACACUCAGGAUCGAUCCAUGUACCCCCCUACACACUCCACCCAGCGUCCAUCACACGUUAGGGAUCCCACCAAGAACCAGACCACAUACCAUAAAGAUCACUCCACCCACACUAAGGACCAAACCAAACAGCCCUCUCACCCUAGAUUCCCCCCCACCCACCAUAAGAACCAAACCAGUCACUCUACCACAGAUCAGAAGACCCCACAGCACCUGAACCAAACACACACACCCCCUGCACACCCCUCCACUCCACCUCCCUCCCGCCCCAUCGCCGACUGGGCCCUGACCCCCCAGACCCCCCGGCCUGAGGGGGAGGAGUUUGUGGAUUAUGACCGGGUGAUUGGUCCUCCUCUGCUGGAGGCCGGCCCCCAUGCUCCUAAAGAACCUCAGUCCACAUACCAACCUGAAACAGGAUCUGACUACUACAUCGUGGACCAGACUGUGGAUGUCAGAGGACUGCAGCAGUGCACAGUGAAUGUGUGUUUGAACCAAGCGUCCUGCUACCAGAGAGGCAGAGCCAGCAUCUGUGUGUGUCCAACUGGAUACACUGGACAGCGCUGCGAGACAGAUGUUGAUGAAUGCCAGUCCAACCCAUGUCGUAAUGGAGCCACCUGUAUGGACGGAGUCAACUCCUUCACCUGUUUGUGUCUACCCAGCUACACAGGAGGGCUCUGUGAACAAGGAACAAGACCAGGAACCAGACCAGGAACCAUGCCAACCCAGGCAGGAGAGACUAUAGGAGACCACCCUGGACAUCACACAGACUCUUCUACACAGCACAGAGACCACUCCCGCCAACCUGCCACACAGGAGAAAGAUCUCUCCACUCAUACUAAAGCUCAGACCAGACACCCCUCUACAGAUGGGAAGGACCAAACCAAUCAGCAUAUCACACACGAUAGCAAUCACUCCACAGACACUCAGGAUCGAUCCAUGUACCCCCCUACACACUCCACCCAGCGUCCAACACACGUUAGGGAUCCCACCAAGAACCAGACCACAUACCAUAAAGAUCACUCCACCCACACUAAGGACCAAACCAAACAGCCCUCUCACCCUAGAUUCCCCCCCACCCACCAUAAGAACCAAACCAGUCACUCUACCACAAAUCAGAAGACCCCACAGCACCUGAACCAAACACACACACCCCCUGCACACCCCUCCACUCCACCUCCCUCCCGCCCCAUCCCCGACUGGGCCCUGACCCCCCAGACCCCCCGGCCUGAGGGGGAGGAGUUUGUGGAUUAUGACCGGGUGAUUGGUCCUCCUCUGCUGGAGGCCGGCCCCCAUGCUCCUAAAGAACCUCAGUCCACAUACCAACCUGAAACAGGAUCUGACUACUACAUCGUGGACCAGACUGUCGAUGUCAGAGGACUGCAGCAGUGCACAGUGAAUGUGUGUUUGAACCAAGCGUCCUGCUACCAGAGAGGCAGAGCCAGCAUCUGUGUGUGUCCAACUGGAUACACUGGACAGCGCUGCGAGACAGAUGUUGAUGAAUGCCAGUCCAACCCAUGUCGUAAUGGAGCCACCUGUAUGGACGGAGUCAACUCCUUCACCUGUUUGUGUCUACCCAGCUACACAGGAGGGCUCUGUGAACAAGGAACAAGACCAGGAACCAGACCUGGAACAAGACCAGGAACCAGACCAGGAACCAUGCCAACCCAGGCAGGAGAGACUGUAGGAGACCACCCUGGACAUCACACAGACUCUUCUACACAGCACAGAGACCACUCCCGCCAACCUGCCACACAGGAGAAAGAUCUCUCCACUCAUACUAAAGCUCAGACCAGACACCCCUCUACAGAUGGGAAGGACCAAACCAAUCAGCAUAACACACACGAUAGCAAUCACUCCACAGACACUCAGGAUCGAUCCAUGUACCCCCCUACACACUCCACCCAGCGUCCAACACACGUUAGGGAUCCCACCAAGAACCAGACCACAUACCAUAAAGAUCACUCCACCCACACUAAGGACCAAACCAAACAGCCCUCUCACCCUAGAUUCCCCCCCACCCACCAUAAGAACCAAACCAGUCACUCUACCACAGAUCAGAAGACCCUACAGCACCUGAACCAAACACACACACCCCCUGCACACCCCUCCACUCCACCUCCCUCCCCCCCCAUCCCCGACUGGGCCCUGACCCCCCAAACCCCCCGGCCUGAGGGGGAGGAGUUUGUGGAUUAUGACCGGGUGAUUGGUCCUCCUCUGCUGGAGGACGGCCCCCAUGCUCCUAAAGAACCUCAGUCCACAUACCAACCUGAAACAGGAUCUGACUACUACAUCGUGGACCAGACUGUGGAUGUCAGAGGACUGCAGCAGUGCACAGUGAAUGUGUGUUUGAACCAAGCGUCCUGCUACCAGAGAGGCAGAGCCAGCAUCUGUGUGUGUCCAACUGGAUACACUGGACAGCGCUGCGAGACAGAUGUUGAUGAAUGCCAGUCCAACCCAUGUCGUAAUGGAGCCACCUGUAUGGACGGAGUCAACUCCUUCACCUGUUUGUGUCUACCCAGCUACACAGGAGGGCUCUGUGAACAAGGAACAAGACCAGGAACCAGACCUGGAACAAGACCAGGAACAAGACCAGGAACCAUGCCAACCCAGGCAGGAGAGACUAUAGGAGACCAUCCUGGACAUCACACAGACUCUUCUACACAGCACAGAGACCACUCCCGCCAACCUGCCACACAGGAGAAAGAUCUCUCCACUCAUACUAAAGCUCAGACCAGACACCCCUCUACAGAUGGGAAGGACCGAACCAAUCAGCAUUACACACACGAUAGCAAUCACUCCACAGACACUCAGGAUCGAUCCAUGUAUCCCCCUACACACUCCACCCAGCGUCCAACACACGUUAGGGAUCCCACCAAGAACCAGACCACAUACCAUAAAGAUCACUCCACCCAUACUAAGGACCAAACCAAACAGCCCUCUCACCCUAGAUUCCCCCCCACCCACCAUAAGAACCAAACCAGUCACUCUACCACAGAUCAGAAGACCCCACAGCACCUGAACCAAACACACACACCCCCUGCACACCCCUCCACUCCACCUCCCUCCCGCCCCAUCGCCGACUGGGCCCUGACCCCCCAGACUCCCCGGCCUGAGGGGGAGGAGUUUGUGGAUUAUGACCGGGUGAUUGGUCCUCCUCUGCUGGAGGCCGGCCCCCAUGCUCCUAAAGAACCUCAGUCCACAUACCAACCUGAAACAGGAUCUGACUACUACAUCGUGGACCAGACUGUCGAUGUCAGAGGACUGCAGCAGUGCACAGUGAAUGUGUGUUUGAACCAAGCGUCCUGCUACCAGAGAGGCAGAGCCAGCAUCUGUGUGUGUCCAACUGGAUACACUGGACAGCGCUGCGAGACAGAUGUUGAUGAAUGCCAGUCCAACCCAUGUCGUAAUGGAGCCACCUGUAUGGACGGAGUCAACUCCUUCACCUGUUUGUGUCUACCCAGCUACACAGGAGAGCUCUGUGAACAAGACACGGAGGUGUGUGAGUAUGGCUGGCAGAAGUUCCGGAGCCAGUGUUAUAAGCACAUCAGCCACCGUCGCACCUGGGACGCUGCCGAGAGGGAGUGCCGUCUCCACGGAGCCCACCUCGUCAGUGUCCUGUCACAGGAGGAGCAGCUGUAUGUCAACGGUCUGGGCCAUGACUACCAGUGGAUCGGUCUAAACGACAAGAUGUUUGAGAGAGACUUCCACUGGACUGACGGCAGCAUCAUGCAAUAUGAGCACUGGCGUCCCAACCAGCCAGACAGUUUCUUCCAGUCUGGAGAGGACUGUGUGGUGAUGAUCUGGCACGAGGGAGGACAGUGGAAUGACGUACCCUGCAACUACCACCUCACCUUCACCUGCAAGAAAGGCACAGUCUCUUGCGGCCAGCCACCAGUAGUGAAGGAUGCUCGUGUGUUUGGUUCUAUGAAGCCUCGUUAUGAGAUCAACACUCUGAUUCGUUACCACUGUAAAAACGGCUUCAUACAGAGAUACCCCCCCACCAUCCGCUGCCGUGACAACGGCCAAUGGGACAGCCCCAAGGUCACCUGCAUGAGCCCUGCUACCUACCAGAAGUCUUUCGCUUCUAGGAAACACACCGACAAUCACAGUCACAACCAGAAUCAGUACAAUCACAACCAGAAUCAGUACAAUCACAAUGAUCACAACCAGUUCAACUAUCAAAACCAACAAUACAACAGCCAAAACAAUCAAGACCAACAGAAGACCAACAACCAAAAGCAAAAACAGCAGAGCGAGAGGAGACAUCAACACUAAUCUGAUCUCUGGUCAGUCCUUAAAAGCGCAGAUACGGUUGCAAAAGGAACUUUCCCCAAAUUUCUGGAUUUCUGGAAAAUGUGGGAAUUUCUGAGAAAAUGUACAGUUAUUCUGCAUCCCUAAUCCCAGAGCAACUCAGAUCAGAUCCAACGGGCUAGCUAGAACCCAUAGAUAUACAUAUAUAUAUGUGUAUAGAUAUGUGUGUGUGUGUGUAUAUGUAUGCCAAUUUGUAUGUCAAUUUAUCUGGAUAGGGGCAUGGGGUUAUUUCACAAAGUUUAGUCAUAAUCAGCAAGCUAACUCUGAUAAACUCUGAUAAAACACUUUUCUAGUUUAUAAACAGGUGUUAUAAACAUUGUUACAGAGAGGAUUGAGUCCCAUUUCAAAUUCAACCAGGACAAAUUUAAGUUUCAGAAUAUUUAUUUCAGUUAGCUGGCUAACUCGAUUUUGACCUUGCUUCGUGAAAUCCAACCCCAGAUCACUUCUAAUUCUUUCCACAAACGUGACACCACAGUGCCUUAAUGGUUAACACAGUGUCCAAUGUCCAUCUCCAGAACUGGAGAACUUGACCGCUUCUGCUCUAGAGAUGGACCCUUCUCAAUCCAGCGCCUUCUGAACAUUUCCCCCUUACCCUGUUUCUUUACCCCAUAGAAAUAAUCCAGUAAAAAUAACAGACUUAAAACCCCAAUUGUUUUGUUGGCGACACGUUUGCAAUAUUCCCAUGAAAGAGCCCAUUAAGUUAAAGGAACAUGAAUUGUUACAUUGUUUCCAAUAUUUGCAAUGUUUUUCCCCCCCCCUUCUCUCUCUCUCACAGAACGUGAGACGAAGAGCCACUCGUUUAUCACAAUCUUCGGUCAGUCACUUUAUUUGAAAAGUCGCCAUGAAGUGAAAUCUGUCUCAUUAACGACUGUUGCCUGUAUGGUGCACGCAGUAGGACUCAUAUCAGGAACGAGCUCAAUCACUUCCUUAUACGAGGGGACGUGACGAGAGGUCCGUGUCAGACGGCGUCUGUGACAGGUCACCUCCUUCAGUGGCGCUCCAGCAUAUACAAACGCAUCCGCCGACGUCUUCUCCUUAAAGGCAAUGUUUUUUUUUAAAGGGAAUGGGCUUCGUACGCUUAACCAAUUUUGUUAUUGUUAUGUGUGCAAUGACACAUGGGAGAGAAGAGAGAGUGCAAUGACUGUCAGGUCUUGUAGGUGGGAAAAGUUAUGUAAGAAGCUGUGGCCGUUUAAUUUAUUGCAUAUUGUUACACCUAUACACGGCCUGUGAUACUGUUCAACUGAAGUGGCUAUUGUAAGGGUGACUUGUUUGACUGUUUCCAGACAUCUGCCAUGCAUUGAAGGAAUCUUGUCUUACAUCAUGUGGCCUUCCCAUAUUCUGUUUAGUAAAGUUCUACGAUCCAGAUAUCUGAGCUGGGAUGGCGCUUUUCAGGGGGAUGACUUGUACCUGCGAGUCACCACAAACGGCUCUCAACAGGGGCGACUUUGAGAAGCAUUCCAAGGCACUUGAGCUAUGACCAUUUAUUCAGAAAUGCCACAAAUAAUGAUUCUCCCCCCGAGGACAGAAAGGACUGGGUGAAGAAACAGCAUUGGAAGUUGGCAGCCAAGGGCCUCUGUUCUUCAGUUAGGAUUCUGGUUCGUGUGUCUUCUCUGCUUACUGCUCUCAUCCGUUCUGUCUUCUCUCCCUGUAUGUGUCCUAUCAUAGUGUUUUAUCAUCCAAAUGACGUGUGUUUCUACCCCAGAGAGCGUGGGGUAUGCUGUAUGGGGGUUAUGUUCUUGUAUCUGUUGUGUAUGUCCCCCAAAAACCCACUAAUACUGUACCUAUACACCAUCCUGUGCUCCCAUCUCACCUUGCGCUGACUGUGCAAUAAAAAUAAAUACGAAUAAACCGAUGUCACCCA